UUAUGAGAGAAGAGGGUAUCCAUUCUAGGUCAAAAACUAAUCGUAGGAGAAGCCAAAGCGAGGAACCAGAAUUCCUUAUCCAAGAUGAGAUCUUUAUUAUUAACAAGCACAAGCUAAAAAGCCCCAUUGAGGAUGACUUUGAAUAUGAGAUUCUUAUUGAUGGGUCAGAUACUUAUAGUGAUGGGAGGCAUCUUGAUGGCUAUCGUGAAGGCGACGACGAAAGCGACAAGUACUUCUGACCUAUUACCGGAGCACAUUUUGAGUACUCCGAAAUAAUUAGGAAGCUUAAAAAGAUAGCUAAAAGAUCAAAUGACCUAUCAUUGAAAACUAAGAAUUAAACUCACAGUGAGAGGAGAACUUACGAAGAGCUCUCUCGAUGAGGAUUUGAAGUUUAAAGAUAUGAUGAACAACAAAAUAUAUCAAACUCAGAGCAAGCUUCUUCAUACUGGGACAGUAGUAUCAACCAUUACAAAUCCCAGAGAGUUCGAGCUAAGGACUCUUGAGACCGUGGAUAACAAAGCACAUAACAAAAUAAUUGAAAAGGAGAACUCUUACCAGGACCAGUUCAAACUCUGCAGGAAAAGUAACCUCAGCCAGAUGGGUAAAUUAGGCAGCAAUUUUGCAACAGAGGAUCUCAAAAAUGGCAAGAAGCAAGCUAGUCCACUAGGUAUUUAUGCAGAGUCAGCUACUUUUGAUGAAUUUUGCAAAUCGAUUAAUGGGAAGUUCAGCACUAGUAUGAUAAAAGGAGCUAAAAACAAGAGAAUCUUGAUACCAAAAUAACUCAAUAAAAACACCGUCAAAGUCUUCAAAAAAUAAGGUCAAGAAGAGCAAACCCCGAAAGGGAGCUGAGUCUUGUCGGAUUGAGAAAUAUCUCAAGAAUGCUGAGAAGUUCAGCUAUCCUGGAAGUAGUCUCUCAAUUCAUCAUCCUGAGAGUACACAGUUUUCCACAAUUGAUAGUAAAAAGAUGAAGAUCUUUAAGAAGAACAAGAUUAUUAACAGUACAAAUUUAUCUAAGAUGAUCAAGAGGAAGAAGUAUACUAAUAAUAUGAAGUCAGGAGACUACCGCCUAGGAAAUGAAAUCAAUAUCACUAACUGUAAGAACUACGACAGAGUCAAUAUAAAGGGCCUUUUCAAAUCCAAAUGAAUUCCUGUAAAGACAGCCCUCCCCCAUAAUAGUAAGAAGAGAAGUAGCAGUAAGAGCAAGAGUAAGAGCAAAGGUGCGAAGGCUAAGUACCAGCUCUCGUCUUAUUCCGUCAAGCUGAAGAAGACAACAAAACAGGACCCUAGCCUUAAUGGGCUGAGUACUCGUGAGAAAUCGUCCAAGCUUUCACAUAUUUUUGACUUCAACAAUGUUAAUAAUUACAAAAGCGUCCCAAAGAAGAAGAUCAAUAAGAGGAGUCUGGAGAAGAAGGCUUUUAAGAAGCUCAACUUUAAGAAGAGGGUUAAGCAGAAAAACGGUACAUUUGACUUUAAUAACCUCCAAGUCCAAGGGACUGGUAAGAAAGAGAAACCUGCAUCCAAGUCAAGGUCGAAGAAGCGGCAAAGCUUAGAAGCUUGUAGAUAGAUUAGAUGAUAAUCACUAAAGUUCC
Molecule: messenger RNA, 1589 nt
Organism: Moneuplotes crassus
Lineage: Eukaryota; Ciliophora; Spirotrichea; Euplotida; Euplotidae
Source: the annotation of a GenBank genome assembly